Messenger RNA from Humulus lupulus (European hop), 879 nucleotides. RefSeq lists its product as uncharacterized. Gene Ontology annotation, biological process: DNA integration. Lineage: Eukaryota; Viridiplantae; Streptophyta; Magnoliopsida; Rosales; Cannabaceae. The record is from RefSeq and is a predicted model, not a curated record. The transcript has 2 exons. Bases 1 to 879 code for a protein of 292 amino acids. Gene Ontology annotation, molecular function: nucleic acid binding.
AUGGCUACAUACUUGGAAAGGGUAAGAAGCUAUUUGGAGCAAUUGGUGGAAUAUAGCAUAGAGCAAAUCCCGAGAGAGAGGAAUAUCCAUGCUGAUGCCCUUGCGAAGCUGGCUUCCACUAAAGAUGGAGAUACCCUCAAAUCAGUGCCUGUGGAAUACUUACCAAGGCCAAGCAUUGUCAAUCCAGACGUUCACAUGGUCAGCAUUCCAAAGGAGUCAUGGGCCAGCCCGAUUAUAGACUACCUGAGGGAUGGAGUGGUACCAACAGACAAGAGGGAGGCUCGGAGGCUAGUUUACAAGGCAGCCUGGUACACAUUGGUAGAUGGGAUCUUACACAAGAGGGGGUUUUCUGUGCCACUCUUGCGAUGUGUCAAUGAGGAAGAAGCUGUGAAGGUGCUAUAUGAAAUACAUGAGGGUGAAUGUGGCAACCAUGCGAGUGGACCAUCCACGGCUCAAAAAGCCACGAGGCAGGGGUACUACUGGCCUUCCAUGGAGAAAGAUGCAAAUGAUUUCGCAAGGAAAUGUGACAAAUGCCAAAGAUUCGGAGUGCCCUACAAGAUUAUUUCUGACAACGACACUCAGUUUGAAGGGGAAACAUUCAAGGAGUACUGUAGGGAAAGAGGCAUAAGGAGAAGCUUCUCGGCUAUUGUGAAUCCACAGGCCAAUGGGCAGGUGGAGGCCAUUAACAAAGUCCUAAAGAGGAACUUAAAAACAAAGCUAGAGAAGAUGAAAGGUGCUUGGGUCGAGGAGUUACCAAACGCGCUUUGGGCCUACAGAACCACUCCACGCACUACCACUGGAGAGACCCCUUUCUCCUUAGCAUAUGGAUGUAAGGUUGUCCUCCCGAUUGAGAUGAAGGUUAACUCGCACAGGAUAUAG